AUGGCGAAGCUGACAGAUUGGCUCCUCUUCUCGUUGAUUCCCGGCCUGGUCCUCCUCCACCUCUACGUCUCCCCGUAUACAAAGGUCGAGGAAUCCUUCAAUAUCCAGGCCAUCCACGACAUAUUAACCUACGGGAUACCCACCAAGGAUAUCCCAAACACACUCCGCGCCGAAUAUGAUCAUGUAUCGUUCCCCGGUGCCGUUCCGCGCACCUUCGUAGGGGCAUUGGUUGUGGCGGGUGUAGCGCGGCCGGUUAUAUGGCUGAAUUCGCAGAUUGAUAGACAAAUGCUGGUGCGCGGUGUGCUGGGCGCCUUCAAUGCCCUGACGCUCAUCUCGUAUGCAAAGGGGGUGCGGCGGGCAUUUGGCAAAGACGUGGCUGUCUGGUAUAUUUUAUUUCAAGCCAGUCAGUUUCAUGUAAUAUACUAUGCCUCUCGAACACUUCCAAACAUGUUCGCAUUCGGAAUCACUACAUUGGCAUUGCGCAACCUUCUCCCCGAAUCCACCUCGACAGUUCAACACUCCCGCUCGCACAAGAGACACCGACUGUCUCUCUAUCUCAUUACCGUCUCUGGGAUAAUCUUCCGCUCAGAAAUCGCCCUCCUCCUCGCAACCACGACGUUAUACCUCUGGGCAAAAAAACGCAUAACCCUCUUCAGCGAUAUCCUCCCCGCCGCCCUAUCUGGCCUGACAGUCGGGCUUCUCCUCACCAUCACGACCGACUCCAUUCUCUGGCAAAGUUUUCCGCUCUGGCCUGAACUCUCCGCCUUCAAAUACAACGUCCUCUCAGGCCAGGCCUCCGCUUGGGGCACCUCCCCCUGGCACUUUUAUUUUACAAACGCGCUCCCUCGUCUCCUCCUCAAUCCCCUCACCUACACCCUUUUCAUCCCCUUCUCCAUCCUCCAGCCGUCCACCCGCCACACAUCGAUCUCCCUCCUUUUCCCUCCCCUCACUUACAUCCUCCUCUACAGCCUCCAGCCACACAAGGAAUGGCGUUUCAUCCUCUACUCAAUCCCUCCGCUAACCGCCGCCGCCUCACUGGGUGCCGCGUACGUCUGGACCCACCGUACAAAAUCACCCUUCUACCAACUCCUCUCCCUCGCCCUCUGUCUCUCCACCUUAGCAACAUUUGCCAUCUCUACGUUCCUCCUCCUGCCAAUCUCUGCGGCAAAUUACCCAGGUGCCCACGCCCUAAACGCUCUCCACAAACACCACCUUAAUGAGAACAACAACGGCGCCAGCAGCACCCUGCUAAAUAAAGAACACAUCAGAGUACACAUGGACAACCUCUCCUGCCAGACGGGUAUAACCCUCUUCCUCCAAAAACCAGCGCCAAAGUCACCGCUUAUCGUCCUACCCGGUUCCCCUGAUGGAAAAUACCCAGAGAUCCGCAGCGGGACGCAGGCGUGGGUGUAUGAUAAGACGGAGGCGAGGGAUAUUGAUGCGAUGAAAGAUCCCAAGGCGUUUUGGGAUAGGUUUGAUUAUGUUCUUGUGGAGGUUGGUGCGGAUGGAACAAGUGAUAGGCCGGGUCGCUGGGAGGCUGUUCAGGAGAUUAAGGGGUUUGGGGGAGUGAAGGUGCUGGGGCCUGGGGAUGAGGGUGGGGAGGAGGUCGAAGAGGCGGUUUCAAGGCGGUUGUUUGGUGAUGCGGGCUUGAAGGGAUGGAGGUGGGCUAAAGGGGUGGUGAGAAGGUAUAUUUCUCGGGGUUGGUGGGUGGAGGUGCAAAUGGUGCCGAAGAUUAGGGUUCUAAGGCGGCUUAGAUGA
Messenger RNA from Paracoccidioides brasiliensis Pb18, 1758 nucleotides. Its product is annotated as dolichyl-P-Man:Man(7)GlcNAc(2)-PP-dolichol alpha-1,6-mannosyltransferase. Gene Ontology annotation, biological process: protein N-linked glycosylation. Gene Ontology annotation, cellular component: endoplasmic reticulum membrane. The transcript is spliced from 4 exons. Gene Ontology annotation, molecular function: alpha-1,6-mannosyltransferase activity. The record is from RefSeq and is a predicted model, not a curated record. Bases 1 to 1758 code for a protein of 585 amino acids.